Messenger RNA from Colossoma macropomum (tambaqui), 2000 nucleotides. It is a transcript of the gene tpbg1a, whose product is annotated as trophoblast glycoprotein-like. Gene Ontology annotation, molecular function: protein binding. Lineage: Eukaryota; Metazoa; Chordata; Actinopteri; Characiformes; Serrasalmidae. The record is from RefSeq and is a predicted model, not a curated record. Bases 119 to 1306 code for a protein of 395 amino acids. Gene Ontology annotation, biological process: negative regulation of canonical Wnt signaling pathway. The transcript is spliced from 2 exons. Gene Ontology annotation, cellular component: plasma membrane.
UUCGGCAGCCCCUCCCUCCCCUCCUCCCCUCGUAUUUAAGCGCUGAGGCUGUGUGUGGGUUCUCACACCUGCAGUGAUGCGGAUCAGGCGGCGUUCCUGAGCUGGUCUGCUGGAGAAGAUGCUCCUGGUUCCUCUGCUCCUGUGUGUGUUGCUGUGUGUGUGUGCGUGCUGUGCGGAGUGUGUGGCGGGCUGCGAGUGUGUGAAGGACACACACACCGUUAGAUGUGUUUCGGCGUCUCUGAGCUGCGUCCCCCCCACACUGCCCAAAAACACCCUCAGCCUGGUCAUCAGAGGAGACCAGAUCCACCAGAUCCACCAGAACUCCUUCAGCGGAGCGGAGAACGUCAGCACGCUGGAGCUCACCAACGACGGAAUAAUGGAGUUGGGUUCUCAUGCGUUCUCUGAGCUGCGUGUGCUGCGCAGACUGGACCUGAGUGAAAACCGUCUGGUUCUGAUCCACCCUGAAGCGUUCGCCAUCCCGGGCAGCCCCCUGCAGCAGCUCAGCCUGAGCGGGUCGCUCUAUAACUCCACCUCCGUCACCGACCUGAUCACCGCUCUCCGCUGGGGGGCACUGUCCAGCCUGCUGGAGCUGGACCUGUCAGGGAACCGGCUGGUUCUGUUGCCCCCGGGCUCGUUCUCGCCGCUGCCCAGUCUGCGGCGCCUCAGCCUGGCCAACAACUCGCUGGUGGCUGUCUACAGCGGCACAUUCUCUGGGCUGGAGCGACUGAAGGAGCUGGACUUGCGCUCUAACGCGUUUCAGGCCGUCAGCUCGGAGGCUUUGAGGGAGCUGGAGAAACUGGGCCAGGCCCGGCUGCUUCUGGGCCAGAACCCCUACAGCUGCUCCUGCGAGGCUCAGGAGUUCUCUCGCUGGAUAAACAGCUCGAGUUCACAGGUCGGAGACGCUGAUAAGCUGCUGUGCGGCUCUCCGGCCGACCUGCAGGGGGUGCCGGUGAGGAUGCUAAGCUCACGCUCCCCGGGCUGCUACGGAAAGGCUAACGCGGGGGCGGCGGACGUGACCCUGCAGACGUCCUACGUGUUCCUGGGCCUGGUGCUCGGCUUCGUGGGCAUGAUCUUUCUGCUGGUGAUCUAUCUGAACCGCAGGGGGAUAGAGAAGUGGGUGACGGACCUGCACGCGGCCUGCAGAGACGUGCUGGAGGGCUAUCACUACCGCUACGAGCUCGACUCGGACCCUAGACUCAGAAACCUCUCCUCUAACAGCCGGCAUCAUCUCCGCACUGAGCCACGCCCACCGCACGCCCCAUCUGACGCCCGCAUCACCAACAUCCCCUCUGACGUCACACUGUAGUGGAACCCGGAGUUCAGUCACAUUUCUCAUUUACCCAAAAUCCUGAAAGAAUCAGAUCUGAUCUGCCCUGCUGAGUGGACAAAGCCAGCGAGUGACCGGAUCUCACCUUUAAACAGACUAAUGAAGACUAAAGAGGCUGUGUGUGUGCAGGACCUCCACACUUCCCUCUCAAUAGAUGCAUGUUUGUUCCUGGAAAUGUACAGACUCUCUUUUCCAUCAUCUGCUUUCUCAGCCACGGAUGUGAAACUCUGGUGAAGUGGUCUCAGAGCUGCUGGCCAGGGCAGGUCAGAGGGUGCUGAGCAGUAGGGGUGUUUUGGUGAGGGUUUAGUGGUGUUUGGUGGGUUUUAGGGGCAUUUGUUAAGUUUUAAGGAGUCUAGUGGUAUCAGAAGAGUGUUUGAAAGGGUUUUUUGGGCAGGUGUGAAGGGUGGUUUGAGUAGUUUUAGGGGUGUUUCAAGAGGUUUAGAGGUGUGUGAGUAGUUUUUGGGAGGUUGUGUGGGGGUGUUGCUAUGUUUUGUGGAGUUUUGUGUUGGGUUUUGGGAGUGUUGGAGGACUUUUGAAGUCUUUUGGGUAUUUAUGAGUGGCAUUGAGGGUGUUUUAGGGUUUUGUUGGGUUUACGGGGUGGUUUAUUAAGUUUUAGGGGUGUUGGGGGUUUGGUGUGUUUUGUGGCGUUUUAGUGGUGUUUUGGGUUUUUGGA